Saccharomycopsis crataegensis is the source of this 1557-nucleotide messenger RNA. RefSeq lists its product as uncharacterized. The record is from RefSeq and is a predicted model, not a curated record. Lineage: Eukaryota; Fungi; Ascomycota; Saccharomycetes; Ascoideales; Saccharomycopsidaceae. Gene Ontology annotation, cellular component: membrane. Gene Ontology annotation, molecular function: transmembrane transporter activity. Gene Ontology annotation, biological process: transmembrane transport. The coding region runs from base 1 to 1557 and encodes 518 amino acids. The transcript has 3 exons.
AUGUCCGAUGAAAUUAAACAAUCAGUCUCUCAUAUCGAGGACGCCGCCGAUGAAAAACCAACCAUCGAAGAAGCUUCCACUGCCGAAGUCUUCAUUGAACCCUCUGUCGAUGCAAAAAUCGCCACUCUCAAAGAAAUCGUUGGUCCUGACCGUGUUGCGUUAGAAAAGAAAUUAGUCAGACGUUUGGACUACAUGAUUUUACCAGCUCUUCAAAUCAUUUACAUCUUGAACUACUUGGACAGAACAAAUAUCGGUACAGCAAGACUUGGUACUUUGGAAGAAGAUACAAACUUACACGGAACCCAAUACAACACAGUUAUUGCGAUCUUUUUCGUUGGGUAUGUCCUUAUGCAAGUGUUCACCAAUUUGUUGUUGAACAAGGUUAGACCCUCGAUUUUUCUACCUUGUGUUAUGAUUUGCUGGGCCACCGUCAGUGCCUGUUCGGGAGCCGUUCAAAGUUAUGGCGGCUGGAUUGCCGUGAGAUUCAUCUUAGGGUUUGUCGAGUCACCAUUUUUUGCUGGCUCGGUGUUCUUGUUAUCUUCUUGGUACACCAAAAAAGAAUUAGCUUCAAGAAUUGCCUUGAUGUACGUUGCUUCACAAAUGUCCGGCGCGUUUGGUGGGUUGAUUGGCGAAGCGAUUCUCGGUAGAUUUAGCCACGAUAACCUUGGGAUUGCUGCCUGGAGAUGGCUCUUUAUUAUCGAAGGGGUCAUCACCAUUCCAGUGGCAAUUUGUGCCAUGUUUAUUUUACCAGAUUUCCCCCAUAACACUAAAUGGCUUAGUGAACAAGAACGUGCGCUUGCUCAAUUGAGAAUCAUAGAAGAAGCCAAUAGAGAAGACAAUUAUGAGACCCAAUCCCUUAAAAAAGGGUUCACCGAUGCUUUCAAGGACCCAGCAUUGUACAUGAUUUGGAUUCUUCAACUCUCGAUUUGCACAGCUGCUGGGGUAAAUGCAUACUUUCCUACUAUCGUCCAGACUUUGGGUUAUGGCAGAACCAAGACUUUACUUUUGACCGUCCCACCUUGGAUUGUUUCUGCCCUUUGGUCUAUCGCAACAUGCUUCAGUUCCGAUAAACAUAAAGAAAGAUUCGGCCAUAUUAUGGUUUCCUUGGUAAUUGCUCUUGUGGGAUUCAUCAUCGCUGCUAGUACCAUGAACAUUGCUGCUAGGUACGUUUCCAUGAUCAUGAUGUUGAUGAUUUAUGGAGGUUUAACCACUGCUUGGUCUUGGGCGUCUACUACCCUUAGCAGACCUCCAGCCAAGCGUGCCGUCUCCAUCGCGUUCAUCAAUGCAUUUUCUAAUAUUUCUUCUACCUAUUCCAGUUAUUUCUACCCAAAAAGUUCGGGUCCGCGUUACUUGCAAGGAAUGGCAUUGAAUAUUGGAUUCACCGCCCUUGCCAUUGUGUUCACCAUCAUUACCAAAGCAUACUUGGUUUACAGAAACAAGAAAUUGCAACAGGCCAAUGAAGAAGAUUUGGCAGUUGAAGGUAAGCGUGGUGGUUCUAAAUCUACCGCGUUAGCUGACAAGUGGUAUUGUGACCCUCAUUACAGGUUCACCACUUGA